AUGGCCGAGCAAAACCAACCCAAUACCAAUAUCACCGAUUUUGAGCGGAAUGCUCUUCAACACAUCGUCCAUACCAUCCAACAGUACCGCAUUCUUCUCGCGGGUCGUAUUCACGGGCUCGAAGAGUACCAGGCGCUCCUGGACACCGUGGAGGACAUCUCCGAAGAAGUCAUUCGACUUGGAGAACUUCCAGCAUCCGAAGCGGCUAGAGCCCUCGUGGACCUCUUGUUCGACGAGUUAUUCGAUAUGAUGCAAAUUUUCAUUGAACUUUUGAAUUAA
Messenger RNA from Caenorhabditis remanei, 279 nucleotides. RefSeq lists its product as uncharacterized. The transcript is spliced from 3 exons. The record is from RefSeq and is a predicted model, not a curated record. Lineage: Eukaryota; Metazoa; Nematoda; Chromadorea; Rhabditida; Rhabditidae. Bases 1 to 279 code for a protein of 92 amino acids.